Messenger RNA from Nanorana parkeri, 2605 nucleotides. RefSeq names its product chloride channel protein ClC-Kb-like. The transcript has 22 exons. Lineage: Eukaryota; Metazoa; Chordata; Amphibia; Anura; Dicroglossidae. The record is from RefSeq and is a predicted model, not a curated record. Gene Ontology annotation, biological process: chloride transport; transmembrane transport. Gene Ontology annotation, cellular component: membrane. The coding region runs from base 52 to 2538 and encodes 828 amino acids. Gene Ontology annotation, molecular function: voltage-gated chloride channel activity.
GCUGAAGUCAAGGUGGAGGAGCCCAAUGGGAUUCAGCAGAAGUCAGAGGUGAUGGAGUUGCCGGAGAGGAAGGAGAAGAGGGGGGAGAGUAAUGCCGAGAGCGAGAUGACCGAGAGCGAGGCCUAUUCCUACAACCCGAAAGAGAAGGAGAACCAAAGCACGCUUCUCCUGCUGUGGUCGCGGUUCAAGAAGUCUGUGGGCCGGACUUUGCGUUACGGACUGAAGCGAUUUGGUGAGGACUGGAUCUUCCUGUUCUUGUUGGGGAUUAGUAUGGCUUCACUCAGCUUCGGUCUGGAUGUCGUCGUUGCCAAGCUACAGCGAUACAACCUGUGGGUGUACGAUGCCCUCGACCAAUACCGCUAUUUGCAGUACUUCUCCUGGAUCCUUUAUCAUGUUCUACUCAUGUGUAUAUCAGCGGGAGUGGCCAAAUAUAUCUCUCCUCAGGCGGCAGGUUCUGGUAUUCCAGAGAUCAAGGUUACAUUGAGAGGAGUGGUCCUAGCUGAAUUUUUCACGUUACGCACAUUUAUUGCCAAAUUAAUUGGUGUCACCUGCACACUUGCUGCUGGAAACACAAUAUUCCUUGGGAAAGUGGGACCUUUUGUCCAUAUGGCCGCCAUACUUGCAACUCAGCUGGGGAAGGUGAUGGUGAAGCUGGUUGGAGCCAAAGAGAAUGCGAGCCGCAAGUAUGAACUGUUGAUUGCUGGAGCGGCGGUGGGUGUGGCUUGUUGCUUUGUUGCUCCCGUAGGAGGUGUCCUAUUCAGUGUGGAGGCCACGGCUACGCAUUUUGCCGUGCGCAAUUACUGGCGUGGAUUCUUCGCAGCAACGUGUGCAGCUUUAAUGUUCCGACUCUUGGCAGUGCUUCACAGUAAUGGAGAGACCGUGGCCAUUCUUUUUCGUACCGGAUGGACAGUGGAAUUCCCUUUUGAUCUCCCAGAAUAUUUUUCAUACGCCGUUCUGGGUGUUGUGUGCGGCUGCGUUUGCUGCGUCUACCUGUUUCUUCACCGCGUCACCUUACUUUUCAUCAAUAGGAACGAGCGGGUUGGGAAAUUCUUCCGCAACAAUAAGAUUGUGUAUGCUGCAUUUGUCGCCCUGGUAUUGGCCAGCAUCACCUUCCCUCAUGGGUUCGGGCAGUACAUGGGAGGCACUCGGCUGACAAUGAAAGAACACAUCGAGACUUUCAUCAACAACUUCACCUGGGGAGUGGAAGAAUUAUCCAUCAAUGUAAAUGCCUCGCGACAGCCGCCAAAUCCAACAUACGACAACCCCUGGCUGCAGUGGACACAUCCGCACUUGUCAUCCGUAGAGAAGCUGGCCAUCUUUGUAGUGAUGAAGUUCUUCAUGCUUCUGCUUGCAAACACCAUGAUCAUCCCGGCUGGGUAUUUCCUGCCUGUGUUUGUAUACGGUGCUGGCCUGGGACGACUGUACGGAGAGAUUAUGGCAAAGAUCUUCCCCAAUGGUUUCAUCUCAGAAGGAAUCCCCAUCAAGAUUACUCCGGCAGGCUACGCACUUGCAGGUGCCGCUGCGUAUUCCGGAGCUGUCACGCACACCCUCUCUACAGCUUUGCUGGUGUUUGAAUUGACGGGACAAAUGUCCCACAUUCUGCCGGUCCUGAUCGCUGUUCUCAUAGCCAACGCCAUCAGCCAAAGCUGUCAAAACUCCUUCUUUGACCUCAUUAUCAUCAUUAAGAAACUGCCGUACCUCCCGAAGCUGGCCAUGGGGAAGAACUGUGCCCAUGACGUGUGUGCGGAGGACUUCAUGGUGACAGACUUAACAUAUCUGGUGAAAGGCUUUAAGUACAAAGGCAUCAGAAACCUGCUGAAGUCCUCUGAUCUACAGCAAUACCCCAUUGUAGAUUCUGAAGAAUGUAAGAUCCUCCUCGGCUCAGUCAGCAGAAAAACACUCACAAAGCUCUUGACAGAUCAGCUCAGCCCAGAACGCAGAAUGCAAUACAUGAUGGAACAAAACGGCACCAACAUGGACAACAGCAUGACUGUUACAUCUUUGGGAGAGUAUAACACAUCCAGACCCCGGCUCACCAGAACAGCAGAAACAGAAGCUACAGAGACCACAUACAGCAAUCAGGACACUGUCACAUUCGAAAGCGAAGAGACAUCAAAGCCAAGGAGUGAAAGCCGCAGGAGACGCUCAAGCAAAUUCCGCAACCAAUACCAAAAACUAGUGGAGGAAUGGGAAUGCCGUCAGCUCAAUGAGGUGGUGCCGGUAGAGGACCUGCUUAUUGAUCCAGCUCCAUACAGACUUGUCGAGAAGCAGACUCUUUACCAGGUUUAUGACUUGUUCAAUCUCCUAAGCCUUCGCAGGGCCUAUGUCACCAGUAUAGGACGGCUGGUGGGAGUCAUCUCCCUGACGGAGUUAAAAGAUGCUGUUCACGGAUCGGUAAAAGGAACAUUCACCUCCCGUGCAACCCCCAAGACAGAAGAAAGUAACCAGGAGGGCUACACUCUGCAGCCCCUGGUCCAUCUACCUUCAGAAUACCAGGAAGAAGAAACUGUCACUGCUCCAAAAACAUCAACCACGUGACACUUCCGCGUGGAGGACUGAACACACAACAACUGCACACAUAUCUCCCAAAUGUGACAAUACAAAU